AUGGCGGGACACCUGGCUUCGGACUUCACCUUCUCGCCCCGUCCGGGCGGUGGAGGCGAAGGGCCAGGAGGGCCUGAGCCGGGCUGGAUUGACCCCCGGUCCUGGGUGAACUUCCAAGGCCCUCCAAGUGGGCCAGGAGUCGGGCAGGGGGUUGCACCGGGCGCUGAGGUGUGGGGGAUUCCCUCUUGCCCCCCGCCGUAUGAGCUCUGCGGAGGGAUGGCGUUCUGUGGGCCUCAGGUUGGAGCGGGGCUAGUGCCCCAAGGCUGCCUGGAGAACCCUCAGCCCGAGGGUGAGGUGGGGGCUGGGGUUGAGAGCAACUCCGAGGGGGCCUCCCCCGAGCCCCGCGCGGUCCCCCCUGGUGCUGUGAAGCUGGAAAACGAGAAGCUGGAGCAAAACCCCGAGGAGUCUCAAGACAUCAAAGCGCUACAGAAAGAACUCGAACAAUUUGCCAAACUCCUGAAGCAGAAGGGGAUCACCCUGGGGUAUACCCAGGAUGAUGUGGGGCUCACCCUGGGGGUUCUUUUUGGGAAGGUUUUUAGCCAGACGACCAUCUGCCGUUUUGAGGCUCUGCAGCUGAGUUUCAAGAACAUGUGCAAGCUGCGGCCCCUAUUGCAGAAGUGGGUGGAGGAAGCUGACAACAAUGAAAAUCUUCAGGAGAUAUGCAAAACGGAGACCCUCCUGCAGCAGGCCAGAAAGAGAAAGCGGACAAGCAUUGAGAACCGAGUGAGAGGCAACCUGGAGAACAUGUUCCUGCAGUGACCGAAACCCACACUGCAGUAGAUCAGCCACAUCGCCCAGCAGCUCGGGCUGGAGAAGGAUGUGGUCCGAGUGUGGUUCUGUAAUAGGCGCCAGAAGGGCAAGCAAUCCAGCAGUGACUAUACACAACGGGAGGAAUUUGAGGCUGCUGGGUCUCCUUUCCCAGGGGGACCAGUGUCCUUUCCUUUGCCACCAGGACCCCAUUUUGGUACCCCAGGCUAUGGGGGCCCUCACUUCACUACUCUGUACUCCUCUGUCCCUUUCCCUGAGGGUGAAGCCUUUCCCUCUGUCCAGGUCGCCAAUCUGGGCUCUCCCAUGCAUUCAAAUUGAGGUGCCUGACCUCACUCCUGACCAGGAGUGGGGGGCAGAGGAAAAGGGAAAAACUGGGGAAAUGGGACCCUGGGGUUUAUAACCAGGGCUUUUGGGAUUAAGUCCUAAAUUCACUAAGGAAAGAAUUGGGAACACAAAGGGUGGGGGCAGGGAGAUUUUGGGGAAACUG
Molecule: messenger RNA, 1255 nt
Organism: Choloepus didactylus (southern two-toed sloth)
Lineage: Eukaryota; Metazoa; Chordata; Mammalia; Pilosa; Megalonychidae
Product: POU domain, class 5, transcription factor 1-like
Exons: 1
Biological process (GO): regulation of transcription by RNA polymerase II
Molecular function (GO): DNA-binding transcription factor activity, RNA polymerase II-specific; RNA polymerase II cis-regulatory region sequence-specific DNA binding
Source: RefSeq, a predicted model, not a curated record